AUGUGGCUCGUUGACUGGUUCUGGGAUGUUCUCGCCAACCUUGGCCUGAUGAACAAGCACGCCAAACUGCUGUUCCUUGGUCUUGACAAUGCCGGAAAGACCACGCUUCUUCACAUGCUCAAGAGUGUAUGCCUACCCUGCCCACGAGACCCGGAAACAGUCGAGCUUACAACCAACAGCGCCGUCUUGAACCCCACCCUUCACCCUACCUCCGAGGAGCUGAGCAUCGGCAACGUCCGCUUCACCACUUUCGACUUGGGCGGUCACCAGCAGGCAAGACGUUUGUGGAAGGACUACUUCCCCGAGGUUUCCGGCAUUGUCUUCCUUGUCGACGCCAAGGACCCCGAGCGUUUCAUUGAGAGCAAGGCUGAGCUCGAUGCUCUCCUUUCAAUGGAGGACCUCUCCAAGACCCCCUUCUUGAUUCUCGGCAACAAGAUUGACCACCCUAGCGCCGUCAGCGAGGACCAACUCCGACACGAGCUGGGUCUUUACCAGACCACCGGCAAGGGCAAGAUCCCUCUCGAGGGCAUCCGUCCCAUCGAGGUCUUCAUGUGCAGUGUUGUCAUGAGACAGGGCUACGGCGAGGGUAUCCGCUGGUUGUCGCAAUACGUCUAA
Aureobasidium vineae is the source of this 615-nucleotide messenger RNA. The record is from the annotation of a GenBank genome assembly. Lineage: Eukaryota; Fungi; Ascomycota; Dothideomycetes; Dothideales; Saccotheciaceae.